GCUGACUGUGCUAUUGCUAAGCAACUAGAUAGAAAUAAUACGGAUAUCAAUCGAUCGGCGCAAUUGCUUCUCUGACAAAUUUAAUACGGUGUAACAAAGUUUACCAUGUGCGCGUUGUCAGUUUGCUGUCAGAUUUCAGCCAUAUCAGAUAAUUGAGACGAGAUUUUCUGGCGGUUUUCUCCUGCGUUGAGAUGGAGAAAAGUUGUGAGGAUGUCAAUCUGAGUAAUCAGAGAUCGGUAUGCAGUCUAGACUCUUGCCAUAUCAGAAAAUUAUCUCCAGAGAAUGCAGAUCAAACUAUCAAACAAACAAACAAUUCAGCUUUUCGGAGAGCAAGAUUUUUACCUCAGCGACUCUGUAGAAGACCAGUUCACCCAUUUCCUACAAAUUCUGAAAAUGAAAUAAGGAGAGGAUCGAAGAGAAAAAAUAUCUGCAAGCACAUCCUGCCUGAAGAUCGAAAAGAUAACCUGGCAAGAGGCUGUUCUGAUAAAGAAAGUAUCAUUUCAUCCCCUGAACGACUUCUGGAUUUUCCAAGAGACAAGAGACCGAGGCUGAAGAAAAGUACUCCGUCUACAGCACGGAAACAGCAAGAACUCACUUUCAGAAUGAAUUGCUACACUGCCCUGCAUAAGAGACGUGAACAGUUCAGGGAAAAAGUAGUCAGGAUAGUUUCCACAGCUGAUCGCAAAUUAGAAGACUGCUGCCCUGUAAAUUCUGAGCAUAACUGGCUGUCAGAAGAUGAGCAAGAGCUUCUCAGAUACUACUACUAUAUUCUACAGGGCAUAGAUAACAUUCACAUCGGACCUAUAGAUGAGACAGUAAUGAAAAAUAUUAUUGCCCUAGUACCCAUUGGUUGGAGAGAACAUUUUCCAGGAUUCAUUGAACAACUGAAGAAAGAUGCUCUUGAUGCGUACAUGCUCAGUGUCAAAAAAUCUAUAAUCGACUUUGUGCUCCAGGAUCCGCAUAAGCUGGAAAGAAUGGAAGAGGAAACUGUAACGAAUGAAAAUUAUGAGAUUAAACACUUCCCACCACACCAUAGCAUCCGGUACAAGGCAAUAAGAGGAAAGUUAGAAAGGAUUGUCAACUUAUACAAUCCUUGCAUCCGUAAGACUCUCGAUCUCUGGCACAAAGAAUUUGACUCGUUGAGGCUUAUCAACAAAAAAGAACUGGAGACUUACGGGGAGAGUUAUGAUCUUGAAAGUUUUGAUUGGAGAUUCUCAAGGAUGGUUGCUAAGACAAGAGACAUACUCUGCAAUAAUUGGUUUCCAAAAAUUCUGAGGAUAUUCACUAUUGGGCACAAAAGAGGACUUUUACCCCGAGCUAAUAAUUCAGCAAAAAGGGAACAAUUUUUUAACUGCCUCUCUUGUAUUAUGGAAGCUCAGCUCCGAGACCUCUGCCUAGAAUCAAUCAAAGACUAUAUGGCAUACAUUUUAAGCUUUGGAUCGAAUGGAUCAAUGAAUCUGAAAAAUUGUGGAUUUAAUCUGAACGUGAUUAUAAGAAACAAGACUCUGACUUUUGAGCCAUCCUUCAAGACUUUUAAAGAUACUUUGAUAAUGCUACUGACAUCGCUAUUAGAAGCAGUUAGUAACAUACCUCGGCUCGAAAUCAAACUUUUCAAAGACUACAACGGCCCUGCAAAAGUUCUACAGCCCGUCAUUCAUCAAGAAAUAAUUGAUCAUUACACGAGUCAGAUUACAAAUCUUAUCAAGGAACAAUGCAAAGGUCCGGAAAAGCGACUCCAGGAUUUCAACCACUACAUUUCACUGAUCAAUGAUGAAGAGAAUCGAUCGAUUCUUAACUUCAUUUACGCAGAUCCUCCUCAUAAUUUGGAAGAAUACGCUGUACUGAUAGAAAAGUUUCAUCAAUUGAGCGCCAAUAUUCCUGUAACAAACGAACACACCAUAUUUCUCGGAAUGUUUGCUAUGCGCAGAACUCAUCUAAUCGAAAAUAUCGCAACAAUGGCUGCUACUCAGAAAGAAGCUCUGCUACUAGAAAUGGUUGCUGAGUAUCAGCAGAAAUGCAAAUUGAUCUGCGACGAGUAUGAAAGCAUAGCUGAUCAAGCACUCAGUACUCCUCCGGACACUCACGAGCUUAUUCAACUAAUCAGUUUUGUGAAAAAAGCUGAAAGUGAGAUGGUUGUUUUGUUAGAAGAAAAGCUCAAAAAGGUUCUGCAGUACAUAAUAUUUCUAUCGGAUUAUUCCCUUCUAACCCCUGUGGAAAUAAAAACAGUCAACGCUGCCUUUCACUGGUGCUAUCGAAUGCCUUCUGUAUUCAACGAACACCGCGACAUAGUGGCGCAAAAAACGAUCGAGUACCAGGAAAUCUUAUCGUUUCGGAGGGACAAAUUUCAACAGGAUCUUCAGCUGUACUGGAAACAGUGCGACGAAAUACAGUACUGGGGAAAUAUGGAUGAGAUCUUUCGCUACAAAAAAAAGGCUACUAGUCUAGAAAAUCGUCUCAUCGCAGGUAUGGAUAGGAUCGAAAAAUUUAAUGAAGAGGAACAGUUGUACGGAUGGGAACUGUCGCAGUAUCCAUUACGUAAGAAGACCGCUGACAGAUUAGCUCCAUACAAAAAAUUGUACGACGCUGCUUGCGAGUUCCUCACAAACUACGACAAGUGGACAACAGCUCAGAUUGGCUCUUACGAUCCCGAAGCGAUUGAAUAUGAUGUGAGCAUCGCUUAUCGGACAGUCUACAAGCUUGAGAAAACCUUCCAAGAGCCAAUCGUAAGGAAAUUAGCUGAGACAAUUAAAGAGAAAAUUGAGGAGUUUAAAGAACAUCUUCCCGUCAUUAUGACCCUGGGAAAUCCUGGUCUGAAAGCUAGACAUUGGGAACAAGUCUCAGAACUCGUUGGAUUUCCCAUAAAAGUCGAUCAUAACAUGACGCUAGCAAAGAUAUUGGAUUUUGGAUUGGAUGAAUAUGUGGAGAAAUUCGAGGCUCUUUCGGAAGCGGCAACAAAAGAAAACAAUUUAGAGAAAGCCCUAUUAAGAAUGCACACAGACUGGACAGAAAUGGAAUUUACAGUGACUCCAUAUCGUGACACAGGUACAUACGUUGUUGCUAGCGUCGAUGAUAUCCAAUUGCUCCUGGACGACCAUUUGACAAAAGCUCAAACGAUGAAGAAUUCCGUGUAUAUCAAACCGUUUGAGAAUGAGACUCUAGAAUGGGAGGCAAAGCUUCAUUUACUGCAGGAAAUAAUUGACUUUUGGCUCAAAGUCCAAUCUACUUGGAUGUAUCUUGAACCGAUUUUCUCAUCACCUGAUAUUCAGCAGCAGAUGCCAGAAGAAGGUCGCCGAUUCAAUGCUGUUGAUAAAAUAUGGCGAGACAUCAUGGGCACUGUAAUAUCCGAUCCAAGAGUCCUAACUGUUGUUGAAAUCGAGAAAAUGCUCGAUCGUCUCCAGAAAAGCAUGGGAUUGUUGGAAUUAAUUCAAAAAGGACUGAACGAGUAUCUAGAAAAAAAGAGACUCUACUUUUCGAGAUUUUUCUUUCUAUCUAAUGACGAACUUCUCGAAAUUUUGUCCGAAACGAAAGAUCCCAUGAGGGUUCAGCCUCACCUGAAAAAGUGUUUCGAAGGAAUCGCCAAGCUGAAUUUUACCGAGGAUAUGGAAGUUAUUGCUAUGAAAUCCUCGGAAGGUGAACAGGUGAUUCUGGAAUUUGUAAUUGAUACGAGAGAUGCACGGGGUCAGGUAGAAAAGUGGUUACUACAGCUGGAAGAUGAUAUGAAAAAAAGCGUUCGAGUUAUGGUAAUACACGCCAAAAACUCGUAUCCCAAAAAAUUGAGAUCAAAAUGGGUACUCGACUGGCCAGGGCAGACGAUUCUCUGCAUUGGGCAAUUAUACUGGACUGCCGACGUAACAGCCGCUCUUCCUCGUGGUCAAAAAGGACUUGAGGAAUAUAUCGACAAGUGCAAUAAUAACCUAAAUCAAAUAAUCAUUUUAGUCCGUGGAAAGCUUUCGACCCAGAAUCGAACGACGCUUGGAGCUUUGGUUACUCUGGAUGUUCAUGCUAGGGACGUCCUGGUGGAUUUGUGGGAGAAUCAGGUAGAGUCAGAACUGGAUUUCAAAUGGCUUUGCCAGUUGCGUUACUAUUGGCAGAUGGACGAUCUGCAAACCAUGAUGAUCAAUUCGUCAUUGAGCUACGGUUACGAAUACCUCGGCAACACGCCCAGACUUGUAAUAACGCCAUUAACUGAUCGUUGCUAUAGAACAUUGUUCGGAGCUUUGAGUCUGCACCUUGGUGGAGCCCCUGAGGGACCUGCAGGAACCGGGAAAACGGAAACUACGAAAGAUCUGGCAAAAGCUGUUGCGAAACAAUGUGUUGUCUUCAACUGUUCAGACGGACUGGAUUACCUAGCACUAGGAAAAUUCUUCAAGGGUUUGGCCUCCUGUGGGGCAUGGUCUUGUUUCGACGAAUUCAACCGCAUCGAUCUCGAAGUUUUAUCUGUAGUGGCCCAACAAAUACUGACCAUUCAGCGCGGCAUACAAUCCGGGAAAGACAAGCUAAUGUUCGAAGGAACUCAGCUAUCCCUGGAUCCGACUUGUGCGGUUUUUAUCACCAUGAAUCCUGGUUACGCCGGUCGUUCCGAGCUUCCUGACAAUUUGAAAGCUCUGUUUCGCUCUGUCGCCAUGAUGGUACCAGACUAUGGGCUAAUAUCAGAAAAUACUUUGUAUUCCUACGGGUUCCACAACGCCCGACCACUGUCGGUUAAGAUCGUCAUGGCCUAUAGACUCUGUUCGGAACAAUUGUCGAGUCAAUGUCACUACGAUUACGGAAUGAGAGCGGUUAAAUCUGUUCUCAUAGCUGCAGGGAAUUUGAAAUUAAAGUAUCCGAAAGAGAACGAAGAUAUUCUAAUGCUGCGCAGCAUAAAAGACGUUAAUCUUCCGAAAUUUCUGAGCCAUGAUCUUCCACUCUUUCACGGUAUCGCAUCUGAUUUAUUUCCGAACGUCAUACUACCUGAACCAGACUACACAGACUUGAAUUCUUGCGCGCAAGAAGCUUGCGAUAGGGCAAAUAUUCAGUGUACCCCGGUAUUUUUAGAAAAAGUUCAGCAAAUUUUUGAGAUGAUGAUCGUGAGGCACGGAUUUAUGAUUGUCGGGUAUCCCUUUGGUGGCAAAACAACUGCGUACAGAAUGCUGGCUGAUGCGUUGGAGCUGAUCGAGGAGAGGCAAUUAAUGGACGAGCAUAAGGUUGAGAUAACGGUUAUAAAUCCAAAAUCUAUCACAAUGGGUCAGCUCUAUGGUCAAUUCGAUAUGGCCUCUCACGAGUGGAGCGAUGGGGUGUUGGCCGUAAGUUAUCGGGCUUUUGCCGUCUCCACGAACGAUAAUCGAAAAUGGCUGGUCUUCGAUGGACCAGUCGACGCAGUCUGGAUAGAAAACAUGAACACUGUUCUAGAUGACAACAAAAAAUUGUGCUUGAUGAGCGGAGAAAUCAUCCAAUUAGCAUCGACCACUAACUUAAUUUUCGAACCAAUGGAUCUUGAGGUUGCUUCACCCGCUACCGUCUCUCGCUGUGGAAUGAUUUAUAUGGAGCCAGUAGCCUUGGGCUGGACACCCCUGCUAACGUCAUGGCUUCGAGAAACUCCUCCAGUUCUAGGAGAAUGGCUGAAAAAUUUCUUGAGAGAUUGCUUGUUCUUUCGCUUUUGCAAGCCGUUGUUGCAUCUACUACGUCGAGGUGGUGUAACGGAACUGGCGCCAAUGCCCGAUGCGAAUCUAGUAAGAUCGGUAAUGUAUCUGAUGGAUUGCUUACUGCAUGAUUUCUAUGAUGAGAAGUUUCUGGAAGGUAUGUCCGAUAUGGAUCUCAGAGCUCAAACCGAGGGCUCGUUCUUUUUCUCCUGCAUCUGGGCUCUCGGUGGAACGCUCGAAUCACGAUACAGAAUGAAGUUCAGUAGAUUAUUUAGAGGGCUUUUGGAGAAAGAAUUCCCAGUGGCACUUUUGGAAGAGUAUAGACUUUCAGAACCUGUGGAGCCUCCGAUAAAACCGUAUAUUUUUGUCAUGCCAAAAGACGGCCUUGUCUUCGACUACCGAUUCAUACGAGAGGGUAAGGGCAAGUGGAAACUAUGGUCGGAUGAACUCCUAAAUGCUCCGCCGAUUCCCCGCGACGUACCAGUCAAUCAGAUUAUAGUACCUACCGUGGAAACGGUGAGGUAUACCACCCUGUUCCAAUUGUUAGUUCAGCACCAGAAGCCAGUAUUAUUUGUUGGCCCUACUGGCACGGGAAAAUCAGUUUAUGUAAUCGACUUUUUGCUGAAGAAAAAUGACACGAAUAUUUACAAGCCGCUCUUCAUAAAUUUCUCUGCGCAAACCACCGCAAAUCAAACUCAAGAUAUCAUAAUGAGUAAGCUGGACAAACGCAGAAAAGGCGUGUACGGACCCCCCAUUGGUAAACGAUGGGUGAUUUUUGUCGACGACGUUUCUAUGCCGAUGAAAGAAGUCUACGGAGCGCAGCCCCCGAUUGAGCUAUUGAGACAGUGGCUUGAUCACUGGCAAUGGUAUGAUAGAAAGGACAUUGUUCCGAUAAAAUUGAUAGAAAUCCAACCAAUGUGUGCCAUGGGACCACCGGGUGGCAGCGGAAAGGACGUCACCCCAAGAUUCAAGCGCCACUUUGUUACUCUCACCAUAUCAGAGUUCGAGGAUAAUGUUAUGAUAACGAUAUUCAGUAAAAUUGUACUCUGGCAUCUGGAUACAAGGGGCUUCAGCAAAGAAUUCGACCCAUGCAUAGAACAGAUCGUGAUGGCGACAAUGGAUAUUUAUAAAGAAAGUCUGACGCGCCUUUUACCGACACCUGCGAAAUCUCAUUAUUUAUUCAAUCUGCGAGAUUUCUCCAGAGUGAUUCAGGGUGUUCUUUUGUCUGUACCUGAAGCAAUGCCGACGCUUAUGAACAUGAAGCGACUUUGGGUCCAUGAGAUUCUUAGAGUCUACGGGGACAGGUUGGUGGACGAAACGGAUACAGCGUGGCUGAUAAACCAGUUGCACAUAGUCGUCCUGGAAAGGAUGGAAAUCGAUAUGGAUUACAUGUUCAGCGAUCUCACCAAAGAUAAGAAAGGGCCGGUAAGAGAUCUUGAGCUCCGAAAUUUAUUAUACUGUGACUUCUCGGACCCAAAAAGUGACAUACGACAGUACCAAGAAGUUGAAGAAUUGGAUGAUCUGAGAGUGAUAGUCGAAGCCUAUCUUGCGGAAUUCAACUCCAUGACAAAAAAACCCAUGAAUCUUGUACUGUUCAGAUUCGCUAUCGAACAUCUUUCCAAAAUCUGUCGAAUAAUAAAGCAGCCUCGGAGCCACGCACUUCUUGUUGGUGUUGGUGGUUCUGGAAGACAAUCUUUAACAAGAUUAGCAUCUCACAUUUCCGAGCAUGAACUCUUCCAAGUGGAGAUCAGUAAGCAAUAUGGAACUAGCGAAUGGCACGAUGAUGUUAAAUUGAUUUUAACAAAGAGUACUGCCACAGAGCUACAUUCUACAUUACUUUUCACCGACACCCAAAUAAAGGAAGAAAGUUUCCUAGAAGACAUCAGCAACAUGCUCAAUUCCGGUGAAGUUCCAAAUUUAUUUAGCGCAGAAGAAAGGACGGAGAUUUGUGAGAAAAUGCGGCAGAUAGAUCGCCAGAGAGAAAAAACUCUGCAAACUGAUGGAAGCCCGGUGGCACUCUUCAACUUAUUUGUUCAAAUUGCUCGGGACCAGCUGCAUAUCGUCGUAGCAAUGUCACCUAUUGGUGACAGCUUCCGAAAUCGAAUCCGAAAAUUUCCAGCCUUGGUCAAUUGUUGUACCAUCGACUGGCUUCAGCUGUGGCCGGAAGACGCACUUUUGGCAGUGGCAACCAGAUUUUUGGGUGAAAUCGAACUUCCAGAAUCUGAAAAACUCGCCUGCAUUGACAUGUGCCAAUAUUUUCACAUGUCGACCCAACGAAUGAGCAAGGAAUUUUUCACCCGGAUACGCCGAAGAACUUAUGUAACUCCGACGUCAUAUUUGGAACUAAUCAACACGUUCAAAGCGCUGUUAGAGAAAAAACGGAGCGAGGUGAUGUUUGCUAAAAUGCGAUAUGAAGGAGGUCUCGAUAAAUUAGAUAAUACAAAUCAGCAGGUCAAAGAAAUGCAAGAAACACUCAAGGAUUUGCAGCCAAUGCUCAUCACAGCUGCCAGUGAAGUUCAACAAAUACUAGCUCACGUUGAGGAAGAAAGUGCUGAGGUGGCAGAGGUAGAAAAAGUUGUUAAAAUUGAUGAAGAAGCAGCGCAAGCUGUGGCAGCUGGGGCCUCAAAAAUAAAAUCCGAAUGUGAUGCCAAUUUAGAAGAAGCAAUGCCGAUUUUGAAUCGUGCUAACGCGGCGUUGAACACCCUUACACCUGCUGAUAUAGCAGUGGUGAAAACUAUGAAAAAUCCCCCUGCUGGAGUGAAGCUAGUGAUGGAGAGUGUUUGUAUUCUCAAGGACGUCAAACCAGAGAGAGUUCAAGGUCCCGAUGGAAAGAUGUUUGAUGAUUAUUGGAAAGCGUCGUUGAAAGUUCUGAGUGACCUAAGGUUCAUGGAUUCCCUGAUAAAUUUUGACAAAGACAACAUCGCUGAACGUGUGAUGGAAAAGAUACGCAACAACUACCUGACGAAUAUUAAUUUCGACCCGGAAAAAAUAAAAACAGCAUCCACUGCCUGUGAAGGCUUAUGCCGCUGGGUCUACGCCAUAUCCGAAUAUGACAAAGUCGCUAAAGUUGUUGCCCCGAAAAAAAAAGCUCUUGCAGAGGCUCAAACUCAAUACAACGACGCAAUGGCAAAGCUUUUCAUCAAACGUGAACAACUCGAGAAAAUUCAGGAAAAACUAACAGCUCUAGAAAACGUUCUUAGGAUUCGCAAGGCAGAUUAUCAGAGUAUGAUGGACAAAGUCACGGAUUGCGAACAGAAGCUAAGACGAGCUGAAGAACUCAUCGGCGGACUGGGAGGGGAAUACACGCGGUGGUCCGAAAACGCAAAAUCUUUAGGAGACAGAUAUUACCAAUUAACGGGAGACAUUAUUAUCGGGUCAGGGGUUGUGGCUUAUCUAGGUCCCUAUACGACACCGUUUCGAGUAAGCCAAAUAAAACAGUGGGUGAAACUAUGCAUGGAAUUAAAAGUGAAGUGCACCGAAGACUUUCAGCUAAGAGAGACUCUUGGGAAUCCCGUCCUGAUCAGAUCUUGGAAUAUAUUUGGCCUCCCCAGUGAUUCAUUUUCCGUAGACAAUGGAAUUAUUGUAACUAAUGCCUGCCGAUGGCCACUGAUGAUCGAUCCACAAGGUCAAGCCAAUAAGUGGGUAAAGAAUAUGGAGAAAGCCAACAAUAUGAGUAUCAUUCGGCUGACCCAGGGUGACUAUACGAGAGCUUUAGAAAACUCAAUACAGUUUGGGUUGCCAAUUUUGCUGGAAAAUGUCGGAGAGGAACUUGAUGCGGUGUUGGAGCCAGUGCUUAUGAAACAGACUUUCAAACAAGGUGGAGCUAUCUGCCUUAAAUUGGGAGACACCGUUGUAGAAUAUAACAGCAAUUUUAGAUUAUAUAUCACGACAAAGCUGCAAAAUCCGCAUUAUUUGCCAGAGGUAGCAGUAAAAGUGACGCUGCUGAAUUUCAUGAUCACACCUGGAGGUCUCGAAGAUCAGCUUCUAGGAAUAGUCGUUGCGAAGGAACGACCUGAUCUUGAAUCUGAAAAAAACACCCUCAUCGUUCAAGGAGCUGCUAAUAAGAAGCUCUUGAAAGAAACGGAAGACAAAAUUCUGGAAGUUUUGUCAGCCUCCGAAGGAAACAUCCUUGAAGAUGAAGCAGGAAUUAGUAUUUUGAGUUCAUCGAAGGUCCUAAGUAAUGAAAUUCAACUCAAACAAACCGCUGCUGAAGUAACUGAGAAGUCGAUCGACAUUGCCCGGCUUCAGUAUACUCCGAUUGCAGUUUACUCUACAGUUCUUUUCUUCACAAUCGCUCUCUUAGCAAACAUAGAUCCGAUGUACCAAUACUCUUUAGCGUGGUUUGUUAAUCUCUACAAGUUGGCCAUAGAGAAUACGGAACAAGUCGACGAUGUGCAACUGCGUCUCGCAGACUUGACUAAAUACUUCACAUAUUCCCUAUACGUUAAUAUUUGCCGGUCACUUUUUGAGAAGGACAAACUCCUCUUCUCCUUUCUCCUUGUGAUAAAUCUUAUGAACAAAGAAGGCAAAGUAUCUAUGCCGCACUGGAUGUUCUUGCUCACAGGUGGUGUGGGUCUCGAUAAUCCGUUUGAAAAUCCAACAUCUUGGCUCCCCCUUAAAUCUUGGAACGAAUUGUGCAGAUUAGACACAAUCGAAGGAUUCAAGGGUAUCAGAGAACACUUUACGUCAAAUCUCACAGCUUGGAAAGCAAUCUUUGACGAGAAACAACCUCAAAGUGCUGUUCUCCCUUCUCCGUUCCGUAAAUUGAACCCAUUGGAAAAAAUGCUGGUCCUGCGUUGUAUUCGACCGGAUAAAAUAGUACCAGCAGUUCAAGCCUUUGUCGAAAUCGAAAUGGGUAGUCAGUUUGUUGAGCCUCCGACCUUUGAUCUUGCUGCAUCAUACGCAGAUUCGCACUGUUGCAUACCACUUAUAUUCGUCCUCACUCCCGGAGUGGAUCCCACGCAGUUGCUGUUGAAAUUCGCCGAUGAUCAAGGUUUUGGAGCAGAACGAUUAUUUUCUUUGUCAUUGGGACAAGGUCAGGGCCCGAUAGCCGUGAAGCUGAUAAACGACGGAGUGAAAUCUGGAUCUUGGGUUGUACUCCAAAAUUGCCAUCUUGCCAAAAGUUGGAUGAGCACCUUAGAAAAGAUGUGCGAGGGUUUAUUGCCCGACACAAUUCACCCCGAUUUUCGAUUGUGGCUUACUAGUUACCCAGCUGAUUAUUUCCCCAUUGCAGUUCUGCAAAAUGGUGUAAAGAUGACAAACGAACCUCCCACAGGGCUCCGCGCCAACAUAAUUCGCUCUUACCUUAGCGAUCCAAUAUCAGAUUCCGACUUUUUUGAGUCUUGUACACAGAGCGAAACAUUCAAAAAGUUAUUGUACUCCCUGUGCUUUUUUCACGCAAUUGUUCAAGAGAGAAGAAAAUAUGGCCCCAUUGGAUGGAACACGCCUUAUGAGUUCAACGAAACUGAUCUACGUAUCAGCGUUUUUCAGCUCAAAAUUUUUCUAAACCAAUACAAUGACGUACAGUAUGAGGCUCUGAGAUAUUUAACAGGAGAUUGCAAUUACGGAGGAAGAGUAACAGAUGAAUGGGAUAGAAGGACGCUUGUUACAAUUUUGGAAAAAUUUUACUGCAGGGAGAUUAUUGAGCAAGAAACUUAUUACUAUGAUUCAAUGUCGACAAAAUACUACUGUCCGACAGCCAAAGAGUAUGAGGCAUAUAUGGAAUACACAAGGAAUUUGCCUUUGAUUACCGGACCCAGUGUGUUUGGAAUGAAUGACAAUGCAGACAUCAUUAAAGAGCAGCAAGAGACUGAUCUACUAUUUCAAUCGGUGCUUCUUACCCAGGAUCGAUUCGAUUUAUGGACAAUGCAGAAACUAAAAGAAACUGGUGAGUCAAGCAGCAGCGAUAAAUCAGCUGAUGAAAUCGUUUUUUCUGUAUCGAGUGAUAUCUUGAACAAAUUGCCGAGUGAUUUUGAUCUGGUCGAGGCCCUUGAGCGAUAUCCGACGACGUACAAUCAAAGUAUGAACACAGUUUUGGUACAGGAAAUGGGGAGAUUCAACAAACUUCUACAAUGUAUCAGAAGCAGCCUAGUUAAUGUUCAAAAAGCAAUAAAAGGUUUUGUAUCAAUGUCCUAUGAACUAGAGGAAGUAACAGGUUCCAUUUUAACGGGAAGGAUUCCAGGACUCUGGAUGCAGAGAUCCUAUCCUUCUUUAAAGCCACUUGGCAGCUACGUAAAUGACUUUUUACGACGUUUAGGUUUUCUACAGCUCUGGUUCGAGGACGGUCCUCCAAUAACCUUCUGGAUAUCAGGAUUCUAUUUUACGCAAGCUUUCCUUACCGGGGCAAAGCAAAAUUAUGCUAGAAAGUAUCACGUACCGAUCGAUCUCUUGAUCUACGACUUCAUUCCUCAAAAGGAAUCGAGUUUUGAUAAACCCCCUGAAGACGGGAUUUACAUUUAUGGCUUAUUUCUGGAUGGGGCUAGAUUCAACAUGAAGCAGAUGCUGCUCGACGAAAGUCUCCCAAAAGUGCUCUACGACGAUGUUCCCUAUCUACUUCUAAUUCCUAUGAAAAAAGAGGAGGUGAUCGAACGACUGAUCUACACUUGCCCUGUUUAUAAAACAAGCGAACGCAGGGGUACAUUAUCAACUACUGGUCAUUCUACUAAUUUUGUAAUCGCUAUGUGGUUGCCCACCAGCCAUCCUCCGGAGCAUUGGAUCAUCCGAGGUGUCGCAAUGUUAUGCCAGCUCUCACAGUGAUUUGAGGUGCUGAAUAAAAACUACAUUUUCUAGUUCAUCAUA
Molecule: messenger RNA, 12416 nt
Organism: Athalia rosae (coleseed sawfly)
Lineage: Eukaryota; Metazoa; Arthropoda; Insecta; Hymenoptera; Athaliidae
Product: dynein axonemal heavy chain 7-like
Exons: 50
Coding region: 192-12374 (4060 amino acids)
Biological process (GO): microtubule-based movement
Cellular component (GO): dynein complex
Molecular function (GO): dynein intermediate chain binding; minus-end-directed microtubule motor activity; ATP binding
Source: RefSeq, a predicted model, not a curated record